Molecule: messenger RNA, 5269 nt
Organism: Closterium sp. NIES-67
Lineage: Eukaryota; Viridiplantae; Streptophyta; Zygnematophyceae; Desmidiales; Closteriaceae
Source: the annotation of a GenBank genome assembly
AACACUUUGACUGAAAGCCGCAAUUUCCGGCUAGCGUACGGCAAGCAAGCAAGCAACCUGCAGUCAGGCUGAGCCUGUUGCUGUUGCUGCAUCUGCUGCAAGCAGUCCUGGUCAGUCUUCCCCGUCGGACUCAGCGAGUCAGUGAAGCACAUGAAACACUCUCGGAGCAACACUCCCAUUUGCCAACUGGAAACGCCGAAAUGAAAGAAACGUUCAAAAGAAAGGGGAGCCUCGGAGGAAGAACCGUCGAUGAGCGAUUUCGUCGUCGAGGCAUCUGAAGGCCGCAUGUGAGGGAACUCCUUUCGCCGGCGGUGCUGCAUUUGCCGAUAGAAGUGAAGCUUAGUUCUCGCUUUUCUCAGACUCAGACUUCGGCUCAGGCUCUAGCUUUUCUCAGGUUCACCAUCCGCCGCUGCUUCUCUGGCUCGGGCUCUGGCUUCUUUGGCUCGGGCUCUGGCUUCAUCUCAGGUUCAACCAGACCGGUUACACUCAACCAGAGGUCCCAGAGGCUCAACCAGACCGGUUCGACUCAACCACAGGCUCAACCGGACCGCUUAGAUUAGGCUCUCAACUGAGCAACUCCAUGGCGUUACUGCCGCAGUACACCUGCCUCGUGUGCGGAGCUCGCUUCCGCUCGCUGCAGGCGCUCGGCGGACACAAAUCCGCGCAUAACGGGGGGAGGGGCGGACUGCCACCAGAAGAAGGCAGAUUCGGCACUGCUGGCAGUUGUUUGUUCCCAGAGAGGUUGGGACUUCAACGUCAACUUGAAUUUGAAGCUACCAGGCGUGUCAGGGAGAGCUUCUCAGCAUCUUUUCCUGCUGGUGGUGGUGCGGCUGGUGCUGCUGCUGGUGCUGCUGCUGGUGCUAGUGCUGCAGGUGCUGUUGCUGCUGGUGCUGCAGGUGCUGCUGCUGCUGCUGCAGCUGCUGCUGCUGGUGCAGCAGCCCAGGCAGGAGAGAACGCGUUCAGAAUACCUGCUGCAAGAGAAACUCCGCGGUUUGGUGCUCCUGGGAAAGGCUCACCCAGGGAAGGUUCAUCUGGGGAUGGCUGGCCAGUGAACGGCCAGCAGGGAGCACUUCCCAUCCUGAAGAGGCACGGGAGUUGGGAGGAGGCUCCUCCCAACAGCGAGGAGGAGGAGGAGGAGGAGGGAGUGAGAAGGAACUGGCGAGCCGAGUGCCAGUUCGUGGAGGCCAACUGGCAGCUGCUCCAGCAGCAGCAGCGGCGGCCGUCACAGGCUAAAAGAGCGCUGUUGGACGCGGCACAUGGGGAUGGGGAAGAGGUGGAAGGAGAGAGGAGUUCUUGGAGAGGUGAAUUCCAGUUGGCCCAGCGGCGGCCAUCACAGCCUGAAAGAGCGCUCUUGGACGCGGCACGUGGGGAUGGGGAAGAGACGGCUGCUGCUGAUGCUGCUGCUGGGAAGCUCCGUUGCUGUUUGAGCCGACUCAAAGAUCGCGAGGCGGAGGAAGGAGAGGAAGAGAGAAGUUCUUGGAGAGGUGAAUGCGAUUUGCCCCAGUGGCGGCCGUCACAGGCUAAAAGAGCGCUCUUGGACGCGGCACAUGGGGAAGAGGUGGCUGCUGCUGCUGCUGGGAAGGUUCGUUGUUUCUUGGGAGCUUAUGGCGGAGGUGUUUGUGGUGCCAGAAACAGCCUUCCUGGUGGUGCUGGUGGUGGUGGUGGUGGUGCUGCUGCUGCUACUGCUGCUGCUGCUGAUGGUGCUGCUGGUGCUCCAGUGGGAGGAGCAGCAUUCGUUAUAAGCUCGAAAUGGGGCACUGUGCGGCAGAAGGUGCUGGGGCACUGUUAUAGUGGCAGUGGUGCUGCUGGUGGUGCUGCUGGUGGUGCUGCUGGUGGUGCUGGUGGUGGUGCUGCUGGUGGUGCUGGUGUCGGUGGUGCUGGUGGCGGUGAUGCUGGUGGUGCUGGUGGUGCUGCUGGUGGUGCUGCCGGUGAUGCUGGUGGUGCUGCUGGUGCUGCUGGUGCUGCUGGUGCUGCUGGUGGUGCUGCUGCCACUGCUACCUCUGAAUCCGCCCAAGAGCAUGUUAAUUCUGUCGUCAACCGUUCCUAUCCACCUGCCACCACCGCUGCUGCUCCUACCGCUGCUGCCACUGCUGCUGACCCCGCUGCUGCUGCUAAUGCUGGCACUGCUGCUGCUAAUGCUGCCACUGUUGCUAAUGCUGCCACUGCUGCUAAUGCUGGCACUGCUGCUGCUAAUGCUGCCACUGCUGCUAAUGCUGCCACUGCUGCUGAUGCUGGCACUGCUGCUGCGAGGAGAAGGUGGGAACCGAGCAGCGCAGCAAGCAGUCAAAGGCACUGGCUCUCGCGCCUCUUCCCAUCCCAACCACCACGCAUGCUGGACGCCUCUCCCUGCCUGCCCUCCUUACAGUCACCUCGCAACCUACAGUCACCUCGCGACCUACAGUCACCCCGAGGCGUACAGUCACGUGGACAAUUGGAUUCGCCUGGGACUGUUCACCCGUCCACUGCUGACUCAGCAUGGGGGGAAUCUCAGUGCGGUGCAGCAGGAAAGCACUCUUCCCAGCAGGCCGGCGCGGUGCAGCAGUGCAGCAGCGGUACUCUGCCCAGCUCUGCCCCUACGAGCCAGCCAAGGCUGCUGCUGCAUGCCACGUGGCAGGGCAAUCUUGAACCCAUACCCGCACCAACUGCCAUCGCUACUACCACUACUACUACUACCCCGCCUGCAACCGGCAAUGCUCCGCUCACCACUGCGUCAUGGCACCGCGUGUCUUCCCAUCCCUGCAUGCCCUGCAUGCCCCCCAAUUCUCGCCGCCAGACUUCCCCGCUGGGGCCCUUCAACGGCUUAAAGCCCCCUCCCUCACAGCUCCUGCGCCUUCCGUUGCGUAGUUCCGGCGACGCAUGGGUAGAGGGGGCAGGUGCACUGCGGGCAGGUGCAGCACCAGCAGUCGCAACUGAAGCACAAGGACCAGCACCAGUAGCAGCAGCAGCACCACCACCACCAGCAGCAGCACCAGUAGCACCGCCAUGGAUGCGGCUGUGGCUGCUGCAGCGGCGCUCACUCUCUGACCCUGCUGCUGGUUACCCCUUCCCCUCCGCCCUCUUCUCUCCUAGAGCUGCCGCUUCUGCUGACCCCUCCACUCUCAGGCCGGCUGCUGCUGCAUUGGCUGCUGCUGCUGCAUUGGUUGCUGCUGCACCAGCUGCUGCCGCAACCCUUCCCGCUGCCUCAACCACUGGAGCUUCUCAAACCACGCGUCCAGCGUCGGUAAGCACUCUGACAGGAGCUGCUUUCACCGCGCUUACCACUCUCACCACCCCUGCUUCUGCGUCCACCCCUGCGUCUGUUGAGGCUGCGGCUACACCGGCAUUUUCCCAUAGCUGUGCGGACGAGAGUCGGCAAUCUCCCAAGAGAGCACUCCAGCCUCCAGCCAACCAGCUGAAUCCACAUGCUUCCCCACCUCCACGUCAGCAGACGUUGGAGACACCUCACUGGCCCCUGGGCCCACCUUCCUGGAUUCUUCCUGACCCAGGUGCAAGGCGAGCACUCAACUGCGUGGUGGGCGAGACAGUUGGCAGCGCGGCAGGCGACCAAUCUGCAGCUGCCACGUGGCGUUGCAUGCUGGGCGAGACGAUAGGUGGCGCAGCAGGUGCCGAACCUGCUGGCGGUGCAGCGGGCGCCCAAUCUGCAGCUGCCACUUGGCACUGCGUGGUGGGCAAGACGAUAGGUGGCGCGGCUGGCGCUCGACCUGCCGGCGGUGCGGCUGGCACGCAUUCUGCAGCUGCCACGUGGCAUGAGAUGGAGGAAGAACGAGUGGGAUCAGGCGGGUGGAGCAGCGGUAGUGGCGGGAGGAGCGAGAGUGGGAGUGAGGGAUGUGGGGAAGGCGGGGGCCGGGAGAAGAGGGACUGCAGUGAGGAGAUACGGAGGUUGGGGAGUGAGGGCGUGCUGCCAGGAGCCAGUGCUGGACAAGGGAGAGGGAAGUCGAGCUGUGGAGAGCAGGAGGAUGGGAGGAGGAAAGGGAGGGCUGAUUCGGUUAGGCAAGCAGUGCCGUCGAAGAGCCUUGAGGCGUCCAAGAGCCUUGAGGCGUCCAAGAGCCUCGAGGCGUCCAAGAGCCUCGAGGCGUCCAAGAGCCUCGAGGCGUCGAAGAGUCUCGAGGAAUGGAUGGAGGCGGUGGUUAUGAGGAGAGAUGGUGUCCAAAAUCCGUUGGAGUCAACUCGAGCGGUGCCGGGUCUAAUCCCUGUACAGCCUGCUGCUGCUGCCGCUGUUGCAGUUUCUCAUGCUGAUGCUGGUGAGGUGUGGGGAGGAGAGUUGCAAGGGGGACAAGUGAGUGGGCAGCUAGGGGGGGACAUGGAGUUGGAUGCGGUUGGAGACGGUGCUGCUGAGAUACUGCUGGGUUUAGGGGCGACGGGCUUGAGUGGGGUGGAUGGGAGUGGAGAUUAUGUGACUGCUUCUUUGGCUGCUGGUGCUGGUGCGGCUGGGAGUGCAGGUAGAGGGAGUUCCGCCCGGCGAUUUCCAGGCACUAGCAACGGUGUUGGAUUUAUCGGGGGUGGCAACGGCAGCAGCGGUGGCGGCAGUGGUGGUGGCAGUGGUGGUGAUAAUAUUGGUGCUGGGGGUACUGACGGUGGUGAUUGUGAUGGUGGUGGUGAUGGUGGUGGUGGUGUUGGUGGCGGUGGCAGCGGCGGUGGCUGUAACAGCAGUGGGCAGUUGAGUCUGGAGCAGCAGAUUCAGCAGAUGUUGGACGAGCUACCUGCUGCCCCUAUUGCCUGCUACACCCACACUGUGCCUUCUGCCCCUGCUGCCCCUGCUGCCUGCUAUUCCCACACUCUGCAUGCUCCUCCUCCUUCUCCUGCUGCUGCUGCUGCUGCUGCUUGCUACACCCAAACUCUGCCUGCUGCUCCUCCUACUGCUGCUGCUGCUGCUUCUGCUGCUCCUACUGCUAUUGCUGCCGAUGCUACUGCCGUUGCCCUUACUGCUGCUGCCCGUGCUACUGCCAUUGCCCCUAUUGCUGCAGCCGGCGCAGGCAGUUCAAGGGUCGCCAAGACCCUAAGGGAGGGGAGUGGGUUGACUGGGAGGGCGAGGAGAGGAGAGGAGGAAAAGGGGAGAAACGAGAAGGGGCAGACCCGGGGAAAAGGGGAGAGCCGGGGGAGAGGGAGUGGAUGGAGAAAGAAUGGGAGGAGGAGAGGGAGGGAUCAUACACGGCACUGACGGAGCAACUAGAGCAAUUAGAGCAAUUAGAGCAAUUAGAGCAAUUAGAGCAUUCAAACUCUAUCCGGGAAGAUCAUGGAGAACGGGACAAAGGCAGGGCGAGAGGGUGCA